Molecule: messenger RNA, 1735 nt
Organism: Nicotiana tabacum (common tobacco)
Lineage: Eukaryota; Viridiplantae; Streptophyta; Magnoliopsida; Solanales; Solanaceae
Source: RefSeq, a predicted model, not a curated record
CUAAGCAAUUUUCGUUUUUCAGGUCAUAACCCUAUUGGAGUAACUACUAAAAUAGAAAGAAGUUACACGAGGGAUAAAAAGAUUCGUUUGUUGAGAGUUAUUUAGUCCGACCAGUCAUGGACGAAUACAAAAGAAAUUUUCUCAAGCAACGCUCUAACCCCCAAUUCAAGAGGAAGGGAGGCACUAAAAAUGCAAAGGGGAAUUAUCCUGGUCAUGAACGGUCAUCUGAAAGUUCUCGAAGUUCAGAUACUACUUAUUGUAUACUUUGUCAAUCCAAAAAAAUUGGUAGUGUAAUUGGAAAAGGUGGUAGCAUAAUCAAAGCCCUGAGAGAGGAAACUCAAGCAAAGAUUACGGUUGCUGACAGUGUGCCUGGUUCUGAUGAUAGACUAAUACUGAUCUCUAGUCCCUCUACAAAGCUAGCUAGGAGACAAAACACUGACAACAACAAUGGAAAUCCAGAAUUAAAGGAAGAAAAUGGCAGCAUGGAGCCACAUUGUGCAGCGCAAGAUGCUCUGUUAAAAGUUCACAAUAGGAUUGUUGAAGAAGACUUGCAUGAAGCACAAGAUGAGGAUAAGAAUGAAAUUGUAAUCAUCACACGUCUACUUGUUCCAAACAAUUUGGUUGGAUGCCUUUUAGGAAGAAAAGGCGAUGUUAUUCAGAAAUUGCGAAGUGAGACUGGGGCAAGCAUUCGUGUUCAAUCUGCUGAGCAUCUUCCAGUUUGUGCUAUGACCACUGAUGAAUUGGUCCAAAUAUCAGGUAAACCUGCUUUGGUAAGAAAAGCCUUGUAUGAAGUAUCAACUCUGUUGCAUCAGAAUCCACGCAAAGACAAACCUCCCUCGAGUUUUCCCAUGGUACAUGGUGCUCAAGGUUUUCACCCCCCUGGUACUCCUGUGGAAAAUAUGAUUCCUCCAGGAAAAUCAAUGUGGUCUCGAAGUAGAUCUAAUUUAAAUGGUAUGCGGCCUGUGUUAGGGGUGGGAGGGUAUAGGAACCAGCUUUCUGGAUUUGGUCGUCCAGAUUUUGAUUAUGAUCCUCCCCCUUGUGCUGGUGAAGCUCCAAGUGAUUUCACCAUGAAAAUUCUGUGUUCAGCUGCGAAAAUUGGUGGCGUUAUAGGCAAGGGGGGCUUCAAUGUAAAACAACUGCAGCAGGAAACGGGAGCAAGUAUACAUGUUGAGGAUGUCGUACCCGAAUCUGAUGAAAGAGUUAUUCAAGUCUCCUCUUUGGAGUCUCUGUGGGAUCCCAGAUCACAAACUAUUGAUGCCAUUCUUCAACUUCAAAGUAAAACAAGUGAAUUUUCUGACAAAGGAAUUAUCACUACAAGGCUUCUUGUUCCCUCAAAUAAGGUUGGAUGCAUUCUUGGUCAAGGAGGACAGGUUAUCAAUGAGAUGAGGAGAAGGACACAAGCAGAUAUUCGUGUUAUUUCCAAGGAUGAUAAACCCAGAUGCGCAUCUGCAGAUGAAGAGCUUGUGCAGAUAUCUGGAAGCUUUGGUGUUGCAAAAGAUGCCUUGGUUGAGAUUGCUUCUAGGCUUAGAGCAAGAUCCCUUAGGGAUGUAAAUAGCAAGGCGGAAUCUGCUCCUGUUAGGCCACUUUCUGGAUUUGGUCCUUCAGAGGAUUUCCGAAGUGGAGAUCCACAACGUUCAGGUGUGAUGGAAGCUGGCAGCUCUAGAAGAUAUGAUCAUUUGAAGGGUGCUGUUCAAUAUGACCAUCCGAGUUAUCCAGAUCUUCCCAUUGCCACUAG